UUGCAUUACCUGUUGAAGUUUGUUCUCUGUUAUAUCAAUCAUGUUUGCACAGCUUCUGAGAUCCUAAGGACUGGUUCACGCUUGCAUGUUGUGCUGUCACAUACUGUAGUUAUUUGAAAGAUUUACCCACUGCCUUGCACGAGAAACAAAAUCUCUAUCAAUAAAAUUGUUGCCCCCCAGCUGCCAAGUGAGUUUAAACCAUUUUGCAUGCUACAUCCUCACAGGCGCCUGACAUUGGCCUUGUGUAAUGCAUAUUUUGAGAACCGGUUGUAUCCGGUUGAUGAUGGGGAGCUUCUGAGACACGGGAGCAUCUGGAUUUUUCCUGCUUGUGCCGCCUCGAUUGCGUAAAGUGAAAGGCAGGUGCUGUGUACUGUCUCUCUCUUUCUCUUCAUUGCUUUCUUACUGAGUACUACACAUGGCCUCUUCACUCCUGACCCGCCAGCUGACCAACUCCCUUCAGCAAAACCUGCGUCUCACCACUACGGUUUGCAGAUAUGUCAGCAAAACUGCCACUAAGACCGAGUCAGAGUUUGAAUAUGAUUCCCCUUCAAUGAAAACACAGGUUCCAGGUCCAAGGUCCCAGGAGCUACUGAGACAACUAGGUGACAUUCAGAAUGUUGGGGCAGUUCAUUUCUUCUGUAACUAUGAGGAGAGCAGGGGAAACUACCUGGUGGAUGUGGAUGGCAAUCGAAUGCUGGAUGUGUACACACAAAUCUCCUCCAUCCCCAUUGGUUACAAUCAUCCGGCUUUAAUGAAAGUGAUGACCAACCCAAACAAUCUGAGUGCGUUUGUGAACCGACCGGCACUUGGUAUCCUGCCACCUGAAAACUUUCCAGAAAAAUUGAUUGAAAGUCUUCUGUCGGUCGCCCCCAGCGGGAUGACCAGAGUGCAGACGAUGGCCUGUGGAUCCUGCUCCAAUGAGAACGCUUUCAAAGCCAUGUUCAUUUGGUACAAAAAUAAAGAGAGAGGACAUAAUAACCCAUCUGAAGAGGACAUUGGCUCCUGCAUGAUCAACCAGAGUCCUGGAUGCCCAGAUUUAAGCAUCUUGUCAUUUAUGGGUGGUUUUCAUGGCAGGACUUUAGGUUGCCUGGCCACAACACAUUCAAAACCCAUUCACAAACUGGACAUACCAUCGUUCGACUGGCCCAUUGCCCCCUUCCCGAGGCUGCAGUAUCCUCUGGAGGAGUUUGUAAGGGAGAAUGCACAAGAGGAGGCGCGCUGCCUGGAGGAGGUGGAGGAUCUGAUCAUAAAGUGGAGGCAGAAGGGCAAACCAGUGGCUGGUAUUGUGAUCGAGCCCAUCCAGGCCGAGGGAGGAGACAACCACGCCUCCCCUGACUUCUUCAUCAAACUACGCAAUAUUGCACAAAAGCAUGGCUGUGCGUUCCACGUGGAUGAAGUCCAGACAGGUUGCGGAGCUACGGGCAAGUUCUGGGCACAUGAGCACUGGGGUCUGGAUGACCCUGCCGAUGUGGUCUCUUUCAGCAAGAAGAUGCUUACAGGAGGAUUUUUUCACAAAAAUGAACUGCAGGCAGACAAACCCUACAGAAUUUUCAACACGUGGAUGGGAGAUCCGUCAAAGAAUCUGUUAUUAGCUGAAGUGCUGAAUGUGAUCAGACGUGAGAACCUUCUGGCGGAGGUGGCGCGCUCGGGGAAGGUUCUUUUGCAGGGGCUUUACGCACUACAGGCCCAGUACCCUCAUAUCCUGAGCAGCGCCCGCGGUCAGGGAACGUUCUGUGCCAUUGACGCCCAUAACAGUACCGUCCGUGACAGUAUUAUGCUCAAAGCCAGGAACAAAGGUGCUUUUCUGGGUUCCUGCGGAGAAAAAGCCAUCCGUUUCCGUCCCUCUCUGAUCUUCAAGGAGUACCACGCUCACCAGGUCCUCAACAUACUAAAUGACGUCCUGGCUGAACAUAAAUAGAUGCUUGAUGUCCAGACCGGCUAUGAUUAUGAGCAGGAGUCCGAGCCCAAUAUGGGUUCAUAGAAAUCAUCACAAACUGGGUUUACUCUUCUUUUUAUAUUUCUAAUUUAAUUUGAUAGAAUGUUUUUUUUUUUAUUUGUCAGAAACUUAAAAUCCAGUAAAUCCAGGGUGCUCAGAUUUACUUCAAAAAGCCAAAAUAGUAUUGCGCACAUCAUGCUCAACUCGUUCACAUGUGAACUUUAAAUGAGGUCACUGAGGACCAAAGAGUUCACAAGAACUGUCCCAAGACAUUUCGUAAUAAAGCAAUACAGAGAAUGAAGAAAUAGGACAGGAUUUCGAACUGCAAUAUUACCGCUUCCCUUUAUACUUCACAAACAGUAAUCAUCCAGGACAUUUUAAAAGUAAAAAAUGCAAAUGUGUAUAAGCAAGAAAUUAAAGCUAUAGUCUUAAAAAAUUUGUUUAUGCAGAUAAAGCUUGUAAAAACGGCUGUUAUGGAAAUUGUUUAGUGUGUAAUUUUGCAGGAUUUUCAGAAUAAAAUGGUAUAUUUUCUGAAAUCAAAGUUUUAAGGAGGAAGAAAUAGUGGUCGGGAGAGAGACAGUGGAAAAGUGAUGGAACCUCUAUUACUGUUUUAAUACAACAUGAAGUACAUUAUGUACAGUACAGUAACUACAGCAAUCAGUUCCCUUGAUUUAAAGUGGUUCCUUUGUUAGUCUUAUACUCUGAAGAAGACUUUUGAUUCAACUUAAAAUUAUCACCGCUAGCACAAAACCUAGUAAAGCACAAGCGGGUUAUGUGAGGGCUGAUAUGUUUUACAGGUGUGUCAAAACUCCUAUAGCAUUAACAGUGUUAAACAACCACAGACGGCCAUAAAUCUGCAUAAAACGGUCAUCCUUGAGUUUGGGCCAGCUCAGGUGAACACAAUCCCCUCAUUCAGCUGGAACAAAGACGCACAAGCUCACUUAAACAGAUACAGCUAGCAAGCCUUUAAUUGUUUAAGUUAUUGGAGGGGGGGCAAUUCUCCCGUUUUACUUGCUCUGAGUUGUGGGUGAACGUGGUUGUGGUUUAAACUGUCUUUUCAUUUUGUACUUGCUGUGUAGUUACCGUUUUUAUGAUUAUGAAGGCCAUAUUUUGUUUCUGCCACAAUCAUGGUGAUUUUAUGUAAACUGACAUUAAUAUGUAUAAAAUAACAUCUUCUCUAAUGGAGCGUUGAACAUUGUGAUUUGUGUACAUGUGUCUGUGUAAUGUAAAGUGUAGUUCUGGUUUUGAUUCGCUAUUAAAUGUCAUUGAAUGUUCCUUUUAAUGUUGUGGACAGAAGUACCAGUGUCAAAGCUUUGCUUGUCUGUACUUGGUAAACUCUGUACUGCAUAGAGAUCUGUGUAUUGUUGAUUAACAACUAUAAACGCUAGUUUUACACUGUUGUGUGUCAAAAAAAUUAUGUAUUUCUACAUAAAUGUUGUUUGAGGAAAUUAUAGAAUAAAUCUAAAAAUAAAUAUUACUUUUUUGAUUAA
This is a messenger RNA of Paramisgurnus dabryanus, 3426 nucleotides long. Lineage: Eukaryota; Metazoa; Chordata; Actinopteri; Cypriniformes; Cobitidae. The record is from RefSeq and is a predicted model, not a curated record.